Molecule: messenger RNA, 3136 nt
Organism: Amphimedon queenslandica
Lineage: Eukaryota; Metazoa; Porifera; Demospongiae; Haplosclerida; Niphatidae
Product: lysosomal alpha-glucosidase-like
Exons: 19
Coding region: 20-2977 (985 amino acids)
Biological process (GO): carbohydrate metabolic process
Molecular function (GO): alpha-1,4-glucosidase activity; carbohydrate binding
Source: RefSeq, a predicted model, not a curated record
UUUGCUGGACUCAUCGAUUAUGUCUGCAGGAAAGAAAGGGCGUUAUCAAGUCCUUGAAGAGAAUCACAGCAUACAGACCAGGAAAGAUACAGCUACAUGCUGUCUCAGACCAUAUCAAAGAUGCUUGCUUGUAGCAUCUUUGUGUCUGCUAAUUCUAAUUGUGAUAGGACUGGCAGUGGCUCUCGUUUUUACUCUCUCCCCCUCUUCUAAUAAAGCAGGUGGUAAUACACCCUCUCCUACUCCUCCUCCCUCCAAUGGCUGUCCCAUUGACCCGCCCAAUGGCUCACUCCCCUGUCCUUACACUCGAGAAGGGGAUUGUACAACUUUUGGUUGCUGUUGGUAUAAAAACACAACAUCUUGUCUACUUGUUCCAUCUUGUAACCAUGACAGCAACUCUCUCUUUUCCUGUCUCCCCGAAGGUGAUGGGUGGAGUUACGACAAAUCAGAGGAGGUAUGUCACUCUCGUGGUUGCUGUUGGCAACCAAAUGCAACCAUACGAUGUUCCUAUUCAAGUAACCAUGGUUACAGGUUAGAUGGGAAGCUUCAGGAUGGUCCUUUUGGUGUCAUGGCAACACUAGUACGGAAGGAAUCCUUCCCAUCAAUGUUUGGAGGUGAUUCUAAGCGUCUAAAAGUAGACGUAACUUAUGAAACUGACUACAGACUUAGAGUAAAGAUUUAUGAUGAAAGUCAGUCAGAUCGGUAUCAAGUUCCUCUUAAUUUGACGUCAAAGGUUUUUGGUCAAACUCAAACUAAGAAACCUUCCAACAUGAUGUACUCGUUCAGCCUAACAGAGAGUGAAUCCUUUGGUUUUGAAAUAAAGAGAACCUCCUCACAAGCCACACUGUUUAAAAUGGCCCCUGGUCUUGUUGUAAGUGAUCAGUUCCUACAGAUUUCCUCUCACCUUCCCUCUUCAUAUAUAUAUGGGCUGGGGGAGCACGCCACCCCCUGGAGACUAGACAUGAAUUAUUCAAAAUUGACUUUAUUUUCACGUGAUGUACCACCUGAUCCUGUAUUUGAUACAACAAGAAACCUCUAUGGGGUCCAUCCAAUGUAUCUCUGUAUGGAUAACAUCACUGGAUCGGCUCAUGGCGUCUUCUUAUUGAACAGCAAUGCAAUGGAAAUUGAGCUGUUACCAUACCCAGCCAUUACUUAUAGAACUAUUGGUGGAGUACUUGAUUUCUAUUUCUUGCUCGGCCCUUCACCGGAUGAUGUCAUUUCACAGUACACUCAACUGAUUGGUCGCCCAUUCCUGCCCCCCUAUUGGUCCCUAGGGUUCCACUUGUGUCGCUGGGGGUACUUCUCUUCAGAGCGGACGCUAGAGGUCGUUGAAAGGAUGAGGCAUUAUGGGAUACCCCAGGAUACCCAGUGGAACGAUAUAGACUACAUGAGUGAUCACCUGGACUUCACUUAUAAUCAUACUAGCUAUGCAACAAUGCCCCAGCUGGUGGACAACCUACACGCUCAUGGACAGCACUAUGUAGUCAUCACUGAUCCUGGUAUUUCGGCGACAAAACCAGCUGGUACCUAUCCUCCAUAUGAUGAUGGACUGGAUGAUAGAAUAUUUAUAAUGAAUGAAACUGGUUCCGGACCACUCCUGGGAAUGGUGUGGCCAGGAAUUACAGCAUAUCCAGAUUUCACUAACCCGGCCACAGAGUCUUACUGGUUAGAGGCACUCACACAGUUUCAUGAUAACAUCAGUUUCGACGGACUGUGGAUUGACAUGAACGAACCGUCCAAUUUCAUCCCUGGAUCAAUCUAUGGCUGCUCUAACUCAACCCUCAACAACCCACCCUACCUUCCAGUUGCAAUAAGGGCACAAGGAAGUAUACUGGACAAGACACUGUGCAUGACUGGGGUCCAAUAUCUCUCCUCUCAUUAUAACGUCCACAGUCUUUAUGGACACACCGAGGCUAUUGAGACAAUGAGGUCUCUUCAGUCUUUGUUCAAUAAAAGGUCGCUGGUCAUAUCUCGUUCCACUUACCCCGGUAGUGGGGUGUACACUGGUCACUGGUUAGGGGACAACGCCAGCCAGUGGCCUCACCUCAGACAGUCUAUACCAGGUAUCCUCAACUUUGCCCUGUUUGGUAUUCCGUUGGUUGGGGCAGAUAUUUGUGGGUUUUUUGACAACACAACGAGUCAACUCUGCAUGAGAUGGCAGCAGGUCGGGGCCUUCUAUCCGUUCUCUCGGAACCAUAACUCUUACAAUACGAUAGCACAAGAUCCUACAGAGUUUGGUGAAGAGGUCAUUAAUUCGACUCGGAAUGUCCUUUUAAUCCGGUACAAGCUCCUCCCAUUUUUAUACACUCUAUUCUAUCACGCCCACACUAACGGAUCAAUGGUAGCCACACCUCUUUUAUCAGUCUUUCCGUCUGAUACUGAGACUUGGUCUAAUGCUCGGCAGUUUAUGUGGGGCAAGGCUCUCCUCAUAUCUCCUGUACUGGAGGAGAAUGCCACAAGUGUGGUAGCUUACUUUCCUAAAGGAAGAUGGUUUGACUAUAGAAAUGGUACAGAGUUUGUGAGUAAAGGUCAGUAUGUUGUAAUAUUAGAGGCUCCAUUGGAUUAUAUUCCACUUCAUGUACUGGGAGGAUCAAUAAUACCUCAACAAGAACCAAACACUACCACCACACUCAGCAAACAGAAUCCUUACAGCUUGUUGGUGUCAUUAAACGCAACUGGAGAGAGUUAUGGGUCUCUGUUUAUUGAUGAUGGAGAGGAGCUGGAUUCUAUAGAGAAUGGACAUUAUACACUUUUAGCUUUUCAUGUCGAAAAGGGGCAGUUAAGUUCUAUUGUCCUCAGUGGUGGGUACAGUGCAGCUGUUAAUUGUACAAUGAAUGAAGUUACAGUUUAUGGACUGAGCCAAGAACCAGCUGGAGUUACUGGAGAUGAUGUCAUUGACUGGAACUGGACUAAUAACGUGUUGUUCAUUAAUGUCAACGUAACCAAUCUUAAUAAGCCAUUCACUUUGAACUGGAGCUAAGUCAUUUACUCGUAACAUUAGGAUUAAUUAAGUAAUGGAAAGUGUGUCACUUCACUCACUUGUACUUUUAAUUAAAGUUUUAUUGACAUUAUGUAGCAUUAUAAAUAUAUCUGUGUGCUAAAAAUUAUUGUCUAGAAUUAUAUUAUUAUAUAAAAUUAA